Molecule: messenger RNA, 2596 nt
Organism: Anguilla anguilla (European eel)
Lineage: Eukaryota; Metazoa; Chordata; Actinopteri; Anguilliformes; Anguillidae
Product: protein FAM111A-like
Exons: 5
Coding region: 51-1472 (473 amino acids)
Source: RefSeq, a predicted model, not a curated record
UUUCUUUUUAUAGCCCAGCUCUGCUUCCUCCUUCAACAAAGUGCAAGACAAUGGCAGGCACUUUUAAGAAACCAUUCACUUUGAGACUUCCAGCUACAAAACAGACACGGAUCACGCAAUACCUGAAGAAAAAGAAAUCUUGGAGUGCUAAAAUUAUGAAAUCGAAACUGAAAACUCGGAGAGGUGGAAGACUGACCGACAAUAAGAAGUACCUAGGGAUCCACGGUGUGACAGAAAGAGAGGACUUCCAGAACUUAGGGAAAAUGACACAUACAAUAGAAAUGACAAAAAUUAAGACUUUGCUUGAACUGGGAAAAUCUGUUUGUGAAGUGUGCAUUAACGGCACGGCCUGUGGUACAGGCUUCCUUCUAUUUGAGAAAUUCAUUCUGACAAAUGCUCAUGUUGUCAAGGAUAUCAUAAAUGGCAACAUGCAGCAGCUUUCACAGCCUGUUACAGUCAAAUUUGAAGAGCUGUCACUUUUGAAUAUUGUGGGGCAUAUUCCCGUUGAGGAAACCUUGACUGCAUAUCGAUUUGGUUGUGACAGCUCAAACCAUUUCCUGGACUAUGCUUUACUGCAGCUGGCAGGCUCAUUGGAAAACCUGCCCCCAGGCCUGCUGCCUCCAGGUCUUCUUAGUAAGUGCAGCCAUUCUCCACACAAGGGUCAAAUCUGUAUCAUUGGACACCCACAGGGGGGUGUGAAAAAAAUGGCUGUUGCUUUCAUCACUGAAUAUGAAAAACGAAACAUGGCUUUUGACAAGUAUUUUGCAGAGAACCCUGGACACAUGGCAGCAAUAAUAGGGUCCUUGCUGAAGGAAAAAUGGGACUUUAAAGCAAUGGAGAAUCCCCGUCUAAUGACCUAUGAUACAAGUUUCUUGUAUGGGUCCUCUGGCUCUCCGGUAUUCCAAGACCACUGCCAGCUAGUUUCCUUGCACACUGGUGGCUACUUCUAUGAGAAGGAUGGUAAAAGUUACAGCAUCCAUGAGUAUGCCAUUCCCAUUAUGAACAUAGUGCAGGACAUUCUGCUUGAGCUAUUACAAAGCAAAAUUAUGCAAAAUCACCAAAAACUUGAUUGUUUGGAAAAGUUCAGCAGUGAAGCUUUGAGGGGGUCACAAGACAUGGUGUGCAUGAUUGCAUGGUUUAUGACUGAAGUUUUAUUGAAGUUCAGAUUGAACCAGAUAUACCCAAAAGCUCUACAGGUGCUUCUGGGUACGGUGAACGGGACCACGCACCAUGUCAUAACACAGCUGCAUAAAGCACUGAGAGAUGCCAUGGAUACAAAGCCAUCGCUGAAGGGAAUUUCUCAACAGGGCCUUCUCAAAUUGGCAAAUACAGUAGAAGAACAAUCCAGCAUGGCCACUCUUUGCCAUUUCCUGUUUGAAGAACAGAGAAGGGUAUUCCAAGACAUUUGUUUGGCAAAAGGCAGACUAGGAAGAGAAAGAAAGAUGCAGAGGAAGGUAUUGAUAAGAUAUUGAAAUAAACAGCAGAUGAAUUAUGUUUUGAACUCGUAGCAGUACAUUCAUAUAAAUAAUUAAGAAAUGUGUAUAUUGCAUAUUGCUGCUGUCAUUUCCAGAUCUUUGGGAUUACUGAGGAUGCCAUUCUCGGUCUGUCUUAUUAGCAGUUAAAGAACAGAGCUAUGUAAAUGGGACAAAAAACUUGACUGGUCAAAAUGGUUCAUAUUGUGAGUGUGAUUGUUUGGUUUAAAACUGUGGUUUUAAUGUGACUCAGAGAGAACCAAAUAUAACUACCCAAAAUCCCUCUAGAUGUUUCUGGGUGCAGUGGAGGCAACCACACUGAGGGCCUGAUUUACUAAUGCUGCGUUCACACAAUGUAAGAGUUACCUAAAUUAUCACCUUCUGACUAGGAAAAAACGUUCAAGUUGACCUCUGAGUUGUAAGUAGGAAAUAUGGGAACUGCCUGAUGUCUCCGAUUUCUCCGACCUGGCAGUAAAAAUCACAGAAUUGUGUGAAUAUAGCAAGAAAAAUGGCUUCCACAAUGACAAACUUGCCAACCUUUCAAGAAGAGAAAAUCAUAUCGUAUGUGUUAAUAUUUUAUUUUUAUACACAAUUUUAUAUUUAUUUUACACAGGACCACCAUCUUCAGUUUCCCAAAGAGUGUACAAUGCAUGAACACUUCCAAGGCAGGGCAAUUAAGUCUUCUGAUCAUUCAGCUUUCUCCCAUAUGACGUAAAUGCAGCAUAAGACCUUUAUACUAUAAAACCUUUUAGCACAUGCAAAACCAGUAACGUGACCAAUGACUGGUCAUGGUAUUUAUUUUGCAUGCCCUAAAAGGUUGUGCCGAAAUGCAGAAAAUGAAGUCCAUCACAGAUUUGUUUCCCCAUUUCCUCUUUGAAAAAUAAAAGAGUAUUCAAAUUCAAAACAAUGCAUUUAUUUAAAAGUCAGAGAUAGCUGAGGCAAUUGGAUACUUGUAUGAUGUGGUAACUUCAUAAUGAAGGUAAAUGACUUGAUAAUGUCUUGAUUUGAGGUUGUUUCCCCCAAGAUACAUUGGUCAGUUGGUGCCAAAAACAUAUUUUGUUUAUCUAAACUGUCCAUGAAACUGUAGUCCUUUGCUCACAGCAGUUAAACCAGAUGAUGUAAUA